AAUCACCUAGGGGGUAAAGAUAAUUACCCCCUAUUAGCUUUACUAGGUGUGAAAGACGAGUUGACAGUUAUUUAGUGAGACUCCCCAGGAAGAUAGAAUGAUCCAAAUAUCUUUGGGAAUGGUCUUCUUAAAUGCAUGAGUAACCUUCAUAUUGAGCAAUUUUUGUCCAAGAUGGCAGACAAAAAUGAUGUACCAGUAAUAGAUAACGUAUCCCAGCAUCCUUCAGUUAUACUCAACAAGCAAGCAGAAAAACUGGGAUGUGAUGUCACAGACAUUAAGUUUGCCCAGCACAUGGAUGCAAACGAUCCUCUCCGUUCUCUGAGGUUGGAUUUCAUCUAUCCUAAAAUGAAAGAUUUACCUGAUGUUGAUCUAAGCCUUGUGGAUCCAGAAGAAGAAUGUAUUUAUUUGUGUGGAAACUCUCUGGGCCUGCAACCUAAGAGUAUCAAAGAGAAGAUAGAGAGGGAAUUGGACAAGUGGGCAAAAAUGGGAGUGUAUGGACACUUGCAGGGAGACCUGCCCUGGGCAUUUUGUGAUGAAUGUAUUGAUGAGCAGUAUGCAAAACAUGUUGGUGCCAAAAAGGGGGAGAUAGCCUUAAUGAAUGGAUUGACUGUGAACAUGCACAUAAUGAUGAUAUCAUUUUACAGGCCCACCCCACAGAGGUAUAAGAUACUGUGUGAAAGUAAAGCAUUUCCUAGUGACCAUUACAUGUUUGAAUCUCAGAUACGACUGCGUGGAUAUGAUCCAGCAGCAGCCAUGAUUUGCAUGGAACCAAGAGAGGGUGAGGAAACAUUGCGCACAGAAGACAUUAUUGCCAAAAUAGAGCAGGAAGGAGACGGCAUUGCUCUGGUGUGUUUUCCUGGGGUGCAGUAUUACACGGGGCAGUUCUUCAAUGUGGCAGCUAUUACUAAGGCAGGGCAUGCUAAAGGGUGUGUGGUAGGCUUUGACAUGGCCCAUGCUGCGGGAAAUGUUCCUCUUUAUCUCCAUGACUGGGGUGUGGAUUUCGCCUGCUGGUGCUCUUAUAAGUACAUGAAUGGAGGUGCUGGAGCCAUAGCAGGUGCCUUCAUACACCAGAAACACAUGAACAAUGACUACCCCAAGCUCCUGGGAUGGUGGGGACACAAAAUAGCCACCAGAUUCACCAUGGACAACAGUAAGUAA
Messenger RNA from Lingula anatina, 1158 nucleotides. Its product is annotated as kynureninase. Gene Ontology annotation, molecular function: kynureninase activity; pyridoxal phosphate binding. Gene Ontology annotation, cellular component: cytoplasm. The record is from RefSeq and is a predicted model, not a curated record. Gene Ontology annotation, biological process: NAD+ biosynthetic process. Lineage: Eukaryota; Metazoa; Brachiopoda; Lingulata; Lingulida; Lingulidae.